ACAACAUUCUAAACUUCUGCUGACUGGACCACAUUUCCAUCUCAUUUUUGGACUCUGUCUUUGUUGACACGUGUAAUAUAACAACAAUGUGUAUUUAUAAUACUCUCACUGGAUGUAAUAAGACGUCGUUAUUUGCUACUCACCGAAGGAGUUAAAUAUUUAACACAUCCGCAUUGGUAGAGCUCUUUGUGUCACCUGCUUUGAAAAACUCUUGAACUGCACCGGAAAGUCAUCUUGCAGGUCACCUUGGCAUACAUUGAUGCAGGAAAUACUGUGAAAUCAAAUCUGUUAAGACAACUUGCCCUCGACAUUCAGUCUUCAGAGUAAAAAUCCUCUACACUAUGUCAUCUAACCAGUUGUUCAAAAGCCAACAUGAACAGGCCUACAUGUCCCUGAUGAGAGGCAUGAAGGAGCUGGACCUACAGGGACCCUGUGUUCCCAGUGACCUGUUGCUGAUUGGAGACCAUGCCUUUCCUUUAGCAAUGAACAGCCGAGGUCAGGUCCUGAUGGCUGCCUCUCUGUACAGCAGUGGAAGGAUUGUGGUCCUGGGUCAUGAGGGCUACUUGACAGCCUUUCCUGCUCUGGUAGAAAAUGCUCUGACCUGGCUGAGAGGUGAUGGCUCUGAUAACCUCUCAGUAGGGGUGCACAGAAGUGUAUGUGCAGUUGCUAAUAACCUCCAAAAAUCCAGCUUCCAAGUAGAAGUUGUGGGAGCUUUCAGUGACAAACAGGGAGUUGGUGUUUAUGUGACCGAUGCCUACAGUGUGGGCUCAGACCCAGUGGAGCUGGUGGCCUUUCUGAAAGCUGGAGGAGGGGUGCUGAUAGCUGGGCAGGCGUGGAGUUGGGCUGCAGAUCACCCCAAAGAGAACGCACUGCAUCAGUUUGAUGGGAAUAAAGUGUCGGGAGUGGCAGGAAUCUACUUCACUGAGCGUUGUGGUGAAGUGGAGAACCUGCCUGUCUACCCUCAGAUCCCGUCCUCCUGGAUGUCUGUGGUCUUGGGUAAGGAUUUUGAAGACGACUUGCAGUUCUUACUCCAGGGGGUUUCAGAGUUCCAGCUCCCGUCUAAUUUAACUGCUUCGGAGGUUUUAGUCCAUGGACCGCUAGCAUUUCCCAUCGCGACCACAGAUGAUGGACGGGCGUUCCUGGCAGGAGGCUACUAUGGACAGGGACGAGUGAUUGUGGCUACACAUGAAGGAUUUCUGGGACUUGAGAGUAUGGCUCCAUUUUGGCAAAAUGCCAUUCACUGGUUGGAUGAAGGCCGCAGAGGGGUUGUUGGUGUCAUGAAUAUAGAUGCUGCAAUCAAUAUUCUCAGCAAGUCAGGGCUGAAGUGUGAGAAGACAAAAUUCAGGAAAGACCUCAGCGUGUUUGUGUGUAAAGCGUAUAUCACUGAGCAUUUGGAGGAAAUCAAAAACUUUGUGGCAGAGGGAGGAGGCCUGCUGAUUGGAGGACAUGCCUGGUACUGGGCACAGACACAUAGUGGGCAAAAUCCACUUACAGAAUUCUCAGGAAACAAGAUCUUAAAUCAAAUGGGAUUGAGCCUGUUGGGCGCAACAAUCGGAGGAGGAACAUACAAAGCUCUCGUACCCACCCAGGCUAUUAAAGACAGCUACCACUUCCGCCACCUUCUAUACCGCUUUGCUGCCCAUGUGACUGCAGGUGAAAACCUUAGCCAGCAUGAGGAGAGAUAUCUGAAAAGGCUGGGCAACGACUGCAAUGCCUACUUGCAGAUGAAAGCCCAUGACUCCUCCCACUACCGGCAAGUGUUGGCCACACUCACUGACUUAUUAAAGAGGUCAGGCCUGCCACAGGUGAGUGACAGCUGCCCUGUAAAGAGUCCCAAAGACCACCUCCUCCUCGCUGUGGGUACCCAGGUAUACAAGGUUUGCCCAGAUCCCGAUGCCCUCCUGCCCUACCUCAUCAAGGACAACCCAAUGAUGCCUGUUGUCUAUAACCACCGGAUCAAGGUUGAUGUUGAUACAGCAGAUAGGGAAGAGUGGAUCAGUACAGGUCUCUACCUCUCUCCUGGUAUGAAGACCUACAUCGCUAUACCACCUCAGAUUGUCAACAAGGAUUGGAAGAUUCAGAUAGGAUGUCAAACUGAUUCACUGCACCACCAUGAGGAGCUGAAGAGACCACCGUCUGUCCAUGAGCGAUUUCCUGUCACAUCAGAGAUGAUACAGGUUUGGAACCUUUGGGGAGGGCUCAUCUUCCUUGUGGCCCCACCCAAAACACAAGUGAAGGUGUUGGAAGUCAUAGUGCAGAUGGCUGUACCUGCUCCAUACUAUAAGUCUGAUGUAACAACUGCAGCUCAGUGGUCGUUGCUGCGCACAGCUCCUUCACCCUGGGCAGAGUUGGAGUUUGAAAACAUCAUUCUCACCGUACCGUCAGAUGCUGUUCGGGGUCUGGAGCGCCCUGACGAGCUAGCCGCUCUGUGGGAUGAAAUCAUGAGGGCCAUUGCAGAUCUGGCUGCCAAACCACACAAAUUUCCCCGCAAGGAGCGCUUUGUGACAGAUGUGCAGAUUUCUGCUGGCUGGAUGCAUGCAGGUUAUCCUAUCAUGGCACACAAAGUCUCAGCUGCUGAGCUGGUCGGUGUUAAAAAAGGUAAAGAAAUGUGGGGCCCCAUCCACGAGCUGGGACACAACCAACAGAGAGGCUGCUGGGAGUUCCCACCAAACACCACAGAGUGUACAUGCAACCUGUGGUCAGUGUAUGUGCAUGAAGAGGUGCUGGGUCUCCACAGAGGACAGGCUCAUGGAGCUAUGACUGCAGAAAAUCGACAAAGUCGAGCCAAGGAUUACGUCGCAGGAGGCAGGAAACCAGAGAGCUGGAGCAUGUGGGUGGCUCUGGAAACAUAUAUGCAGCUCCAGGAAAGGUUUGGCUGGGAUGCCUUUAAGAAGGUGUUUACUGCGUAUCAUCACAUGAAAGACAUCCCCAAGGACAACAAAGGAAAGAUGAACCUGUAUGCUGAGACUUUCUCCCAGACUGUGGGGAUGGACCUGACUGGCUUCUUUAAGGCCUGGGGCUGGCCAAUAGAAACAGCCACUGAAGGGAAGCUCUCCCAGCUGCCUUCCUGGAACGAUCACCCCAUGACCCAGUAUGACUAAACCUCAAACCACUGCAGUGUGCAGAGAAAUGGUUUCAACCAAUAUCUUAAUUUGAAGUGAAUGAUGAGCAACACGGUGAACUGAUUUGGUGUCUGGUGUUCUGUUUUAACAACAUUUAUUAGAGUAUCUGAAUAGAGAAACAGAAAUGGUGGACUGAGGUUGUAGGUAUCGAAUCUUUCCCUUUAUUUUGUACAAAGCCAAAUAAUUUUGUUCCCUGCAGAAAAUGCAACUUGAUGUUUGUGACUUGUGAAAACUGGAAGACAUUACAUUACUAAACAGAGAUUGUUUCUGAAGA
Maylandia zebra (zebra mbuna) is the source of this 3396-nucleotide messenger RNA. RefSeq names its product TRPM8 channel-associated factor homolog. Gene Ontology annotation, molecular function: transmembrane transporter binding. The record is from RefSeq and is a predicted model, not a curated record. Gene Ontology annotation, cellular component: plasma membrane. Lineage: Eukaryota; Metazoa; Chordata; Actinopteri; Cichliformes; Cichlidae. Gene Ontology annotation, biological process: positive regulation of protein targeting to membrane.